GUGGGCUCCGUCGUCCUUCCUCAUCUGCCCACCGGCUGGCACGUCGACCAAGCCAUCAUGUCUGAAAAAGAGCGCCUGGUCAUCAUUCGCUUUGGCCGCGAGUGGGACAAGGACUGCAUGGCCCGAGACGAGAUUCUGUUCCGGAUUGCCAACCGCGUCAAGAACUUCGCCGUCAUCGCCCUCUGCGCUCUGGACCAGGUCCCUGACUUCAAGCAAAUGUAU
Mytilinidion resinicola is the source of this 222-nucleotide messenger RNA. RefSeq lists its product as uncharacterized. Gene Ontology annotation, biological process: mRNA splicing, via spliceosome. The record is from RefSeq and is a predicted model, not a curated record. The annotation marks the transcript as partial. The transcript has a single exon. Gene Ontology annotation, cellular component: U5 snRNP; spliceosomal complex; U4/U6 x U5 tri-snRNP complex. Lineage: Eukaryota; Fungi; Ascomycota; Dothideomycetes; Mytilinidiales; Mytilinidiaceae.